CACAACACUCAGGGUCCAGCAUUCACAAAUUUGGACGCUGCCACAAUCUGGAAACCAUUCGAAAUAUACAACCAACUUCCUUCGUUAUAAUGAAGCUCAGCAUCGCCCUCGUUACUGCCUUGAUCGGCGCCGUCACAGCCUUCCCCGCGGACCCCCUGCCCGACGUUUCUAUCGCUGAUCGCUCAGUAGACCUCUUAACCAAGAGAGACUGCGCGAGCGGGUUUCUCUGCAAGGACGCUGGUGCAAAAUUGUGCAAAUGCAAUCAAGGCAUGCAUUGUACAUGCACGUUUAUUCCAGGCGGCUCACCAGGGGGGACUCUAGGAUAUUAUGCGUGGCUUUGCUGGGACUGCCCCAAACCUGCCAAUGGAGGACUCCAGUGCAUUAAUGGAGCGUGCAACAGGGGUUAGACGUAUGAGGUUUUGAGCGGUCAGCGCUCGAGAUCACAG
This is a messenger RNA of Cucurbitaria berberidis CBS 394.84, 446 nucleotides long. RefSeq lists its product as uncharacterized. The record is from RefSeq and is a predicted model, not a curated record. The transcript is spliced from 3 exons. Lineage: Eukaryota; Fungi; Ascomycota; Dothideomycetes; Pleosporales; Cucurbitariaceae. Bases 90 to 407 code for a protein of 105 amino acids.